Messenger RNA from Cladophialophora psammophila CBS 110553, 1272 nucleotides. RefSeq lists its product as uncharacterized. The record is from RefSeq and is a predicted model, not a curated record. The coding region runs from base 1 to 1272 and encodes 423 amino acids. Lineage: Eukaryota; Fungi; Ascomycota; Eurotiomycetes; Chaetothyriales; Herpotrichiellaceae. Gene Ontology annotation, molecular function: O-methyltransferase activity. The transcript is spliced from 4 exons.
AUGUCGCCAGGAUCAUACAUGCAAGAUCUGGCGAAGCACAUCUCUUCUGCGACCGCGAUCCUGGCCCAAUAUCUCGCCUCCAAUGGCCUUCCCGACCUCUCGUUCGAUAAAGAUGCCCCUCUCCACAUGUCCGAUUUGCCCGAGGACAUUCAGACCGCGCGCCGACGCCUGAGGGAAGCUGCACACGAGCUGUACGUGCUGUCGACCGGUCCGAGCGAACAUAUAAGAUGGCUCUCAUGCAACUACCAUGAUUGCUCCAGCCUUCGCUGGAUCUAUCACUUCAAAAUCGCCGAAUUUGUGCCGCUUGAUGGCGAGAAGAGCUUCUCGGACGUGGCCAAGGACGCGAAUGUGGAUGAAGCUCGUCUCAAACGAGUACUACGGCAAGCUAUGACGAACAAGAUAUUUUGUGAGCCACGCGUCGGUUUUGUGGCCCAUACAGCCGCGUCAAGCGCUCUGGUGCGCGACCAAGGAACGCUGAACUGGGUCGGUUAUACCUUGGGCGAGUCCUUUCCAGCCUCGGCCAAAGUGGUCGAAGCCACGGAAAAAUGGGGCCCUUCCGAAGAGAAGAACCAUUGCGGCUGGAAUAUUGCUUUCGACACCGACCUGCCAAUCUUCCAGUACCUGUCGAGCCACCCGCAGCGCGCCGGUAGAUUUGCCGAAACCAUGAAGGCGUUGACAAGUACGGAUGGCUACCACAUCCGCCACCUGACAGAUGGGUAUCCGUGGAGAGACUUCACCGAGGGCACCGUGGUCGAUGUCGGUGGUUCUGUUGGCCAUAUGAGCAUCGGCCUCGCGGAAAAAUUUCCACAGCUCAAGUUCGUGGUUCAGGACCUUCCGGAUAUCAUCGCGGUAGGUGAGCCAGCGCUCCCCGCGGAGUUGAAGGGCCGCAUUUCUUUUCAGGCACAUGAUUUCUUCACCCCACAGCCGGUCCAAGGCGCGGACGUCUAUCUGCUCCGGUUCAUUCUGCACGACUACUCCGACACUCAUGCAACCCUUAUCCUAAAGAGCCUGCUUCCUGCCUUUAAAUCGACGUCAAAACUGCUGGUCAUGGACGGUGUUCUGCCAGAGCCGGGAAGCAUGGCCCCGAGUGAAGAGAGGCAAAUUAGAGUGAUGGACCUGGAAAUGAUGACAAACUUCAACGCAAAAGAGAGAGAGCUCGAUGACUGGCGCAGUCUGUUCUCCAGGGCCGAUCCAAGGUUGAAGAUAGCCAAUGUGAUCAAACCUCUUGGAAGCGUCAACUCAAUAAUCGAGGCUGUGCUCGAAGAGGCCUGA